AUGGUAAAGCUUCUCGGGCUGCUUGGGUCCAUCGAUCGGCAGAACAUACCCAAGGAACUACUGACUCAUUCUGGACUCGAGGGUAUGGAUGAUUCGCUUAAAUUUUGUCGGGCGAUUGGGAAACUAUUGAGGUUCUCCCUGGUUACGGAAUCCAACGUUGAAGGCACAACAUUUUAUGAGCUUCACCGUCUAGUCCAGCUCUCUAUCCAGACAUAUCUAUCGAUAGAGCAGAGCAACCAAGGGAGGACUGUGGGACUGCGGGCUGUCUCAAGGCUUUUCCCUAAGUAUGAAUACAAGCGGCGGAAUAUUUGUGCAGCUUACAU
This is a messenger RNA of Tuber aestivum (summer truffle), 323 nucleotides long. The record is from the annotation of a GenBank genome assembly. Lineage: Eukaryota; Fungi; Ascomycota; Pezizomycetes; Pezizales; Tuberaceae.